Messenger RNA from Blumeria graminis f. sp. triticale, 2115 nucleotides. The record is from the annotation of a GenBank genome assembly. Lineage: Eukaryota; Fungi; Ascomycota; Leotiomycetes; Helotiales; Erysiphaceae.
AUGGCACCCGCUCCUACCGGCGAUGCCUAUGUGCGAAUCCUCAAGACCCCACCACCAGCCGGAACUCCAUACUCCCUUCCAGUUCCUGGUAGUGAAAAAGAAAACCGCACGCCGAUCUACCGUCACUGGCAGUUUGUAGACAAACCACUUCUAGAAACUCUUGAUCCUAAGAUUCUUACUGUUCACGAUUCAUUUGAAGCAUCCUUGAAAAAACGGUCUAACUAUCGCUGUCUUGGGAGUCGACCUUGGGACGCAGCAUCCCAGACAUUUGGACAAUUCGAAUGGAUGACAUAUGGUGAAGUCGCAGCAAGGAGAGAGAAUUUUGGUAAGGGUUUAGUGGAACUACAUCGAAAGGCCGGCGUAACGACUCCCAAAUACGGCAUUGGGUUAUGGUGCCAAAACCGACCAGAAUGGCAGAUCGCAGACCUAGGGUGUAUGUCGCAAUCGCUCUACACAGUGUCAAUUUAUGAUACACUGGGCCCAGAAGCAACAGAGCACAUAAUCAAUCACGCUGAAAUUGUCUGUGUUAUAUCUUCCCUUGUACACGUACCAACUUUGUUGAAGUUGGCUCCUCGCAUCCCAACACUGAAGAUAAUAAUAUGCUUGGAUCCCAUUGAUGCUGGUGAGAGGCCAGGAAAUUCCAAAGCAGAUAUACUAAAUGCCAUUGCACGAGAUGCUGGAAUCACAAUUCAUUCUAUGAAAGAGGUAGAACAGUUGGGGGCAGUCUCCGGGCUAUCCAUGAAUCCUCCGCGAGCAGAAGAUAUUAUCACCAUAAAUUACACAUCAGGCACUUCGGGGAUUCCAAAGGGAGUCAUCCUGACCCACAGAAAUGCUAUUGCUGGUGCCUCCUGUGGACGCGUUCUCGCUGAAUCUUCGCCCUCUGACGUCGUCAUCUCGUACCUUCCUCUCGCACACAUCUAUCAGCGGGUAGCCGAACAAGGGUGUUUUAGUGUGGGAUCUGCCAUUGGAUACUUCCAUGGAGACAUAUUCAAGUUGAUCGAAGACAUAAAGUUAUUGCGGCCUGCAGGGUUUAUAAGUGUACCGCGCCUCUACAAUAGGUUUGGUUCUGCAAUUCGUGCCGAGACUACAGACGCAACUGGACUUAAGGGUGCCGUAGCACGUCACAUUAUCAACACCAAACUUGCAAAGCUAAAGCUACCUCCUGGUCAGGCCACGAAUAAACACCUCUUCUACGACUACUUUUUCGCACACAAGCUCCGCAGUGCUUUUGGACUUCAGCGUGCCAAGACGAUGGUUUCGGGCUCAGCACCCCUUGACCCAAAUUUACACCAACUUCUUCGAGCUGCUUUUGGAAAUACAUUUAUCCAGGGAUACGGGUUAACCGAGACAUACGCGAUGGGCACAUACCAGCAUGAAAAUGACCUGAGCGUGGGUAACUGCGGCAUGGUAGCUCCAUCAAUGGAGGCAUGUUUACAAUCAGUCCCAGAUAUGGAAUAUUUAGUAACAGACUCACCAAAUCCCCGAGGUGAACUCCUUCUAAGAGGCAACGCUCUCUUUCGCGAAUACUAUAAGAACCCUUCCGAGACUGGAAGCGCCAUAUUAAGCGAUGGAUUCUUUAGAACUGGCGACAUUGCAGAAAUUGACAGCAUGGGUCGUGUAAAAAUUAUUGACCGAUUAAAAAAUGUCUUAAAACUUGCUCAGGGCGAAUAUAUCUCACCAGAGCGUAUCGAAAAUGUUUAUCUGGGUAGUACAAACUUGUUGACACAAGCUUACGUACAUGGUGAUUCAACACAAGCAUUCCUCGUGUGUGUAUGCGGAAUAGAUCCAGUCGCUUUCGCCCCAUUCGCUGGUAAAGUUCUUAACAAAUCAAUAGCUGUUACCGAUCUCGAUUCUAUAAAAUCAGCGGCUCGUACAGAUCAAGUGCGGCGUGCUGUCAUCAGGGAGCUUGACAUUAUUGGCAAGAAAAACAAAUUCAACUCAUAUGAAAGGGUUCGUAGUGUAUGGCUCGAAGUUGAACCAUUCAGUAUUGCGAACGAUCUUCUGACCCCCACUCUCAAGCUUAAACGUCCUCAAACAGCAAAGAAAUACCGUCCGCAGAUUGACACAAUGUAUGCAGAAGCAUUAGCCGAAGAAUCAAUGAAAGCCAAGUUGUAA